Molecule: messenger RNA, 876 nt
Organism: Rodentolepis nana
Lineage: Eukaryota; Metazoa; Platyhelminthes; Cestoda; Cyclophyllidea; Hymenolepididae
Source: the annotation of a GenBank genome assembly
CAAUUAUCACUGGAGUUGAAGAUUAAAAGAAAGGCUUUCAUCGAGUGCUGUGAUUUUCUAGUCGCAAUUAUUAAAACUGGUCAAUAUGAAUUUGAGCGAGGCGAAUUUCUCUCUACUGAAAUCAAGGACUCCGAACUACUUGGAUCAUUUUCUAUUCGUCCGUUCAAUAGUGGCAAAUCACGUUCUCUUCGUGAAUUGGACCCCGAGGAUCUAGACCAGUUGGUUUCAAUCACCGGUUUGGUUAUUCGUCUCUCAACUCUUAUUCCUGAAAUGAUGCGAGCAGAAUUCCGUUGUGCUGUUUGUGGAGCCAUGUCUAGUGUUGUCUGCGAGCGUGGACGUGUAGCUGAGCCCUCUGCUUGUGUUCGUUGUCAUGCGGCUCAUACUGCUCAGUUACAGCAUAAUCGGUGCCUAUUCGUCGAUAAGCAACUAAUUAAACUUCAGGAGGCGCCUGAGAGUAUGCCUGCUAGUCAAACACCUCACACUGUCGCUCUCUACGCUCAUGAGGAUUUGGUCGAUAAAGUCAAACCCGGCGACAGAGUUUGUGUGACAGGUAUCUACCGCGCUGUGCCAUUGAAGCUAUCUAAUAGGAUGAGGACUCUCAAAUCUGUCUACAAGACGUACAUCGAUGUCUUGCAUUUUAGAAAGGAACUCUCUGGACAUCUUUUAGUCGAAGAGGAAGAUUCUGUUCCAGAACAGGUUGAUGAAAACGAGGAUGUUUCACCAGGUAUACUUCGUCAGCUUACUAAGGAACGAAUUGAGCAGAUUAUUGCUCUUUCGAAAAAGCCCGAUCUCUACGAACGUCUGGCUUCGGCUAUCGCACCAAGCAUUUACGAAAAUGAGGAUGUCAAGAAGGGGAUUCUUCUUCAAGUUAGUUAA